Molecule: messenger RNA, 4569 nt
Organism: Sphaeramia orbicularis (orbiculate cardinalfish)
Lineage: Eukaryota; Metazoa; Chordata; Actinopteri; Kurtiformes; Apogonidae
Gene: pear1
Product: platelet endothelial aggregation receptor 1
Exons: 23
Coding region: 190-3264 (1024 amino acids)
Cellular component (GO): membrane
Molecular function (GO): protein binding
Source: RefSeq, a predicted model, not a curated record
UCUUGCUUCAGUACUCUUCUAAAUGUUUGCGUCGCUAAAAGCCUUUUCUAACAGUCUGGACCAUCAGAGAAGCGCCUGUUUUUGUUUUUGUUUUGUUUUUUUCUGCUCUAUCUGUGUCCCCUGGGGGUCUCCUGCACUCAGUAAGACAAGACACACAUAUCAUCUGGGAGUCAUUGGCCGGAGAGGACCAUGCUGACUCUGCAGAGCUCUGCUGUCCUGCUGCUUUUGAGCUUCCUGAUUGGUCUGAGCUGCUCUUUAAGCCCGAGAGACCCCAACGUGUGCAGCCUGUGGGAGAGCUUCACCACCUCAGUGAAGGAGUCCUACUUCCAUCCUUACGACCAAGUGAGAGAGGAACCCUGCUCGGACCCUCGGACCUCCUACAGAUGCAUGCGCCACAGGAUUACCUACAAGACAGCGUACAGGCAGGCAGUGAAGACAAACUACCGUAAGAGAUACCAGUGCUGUCCAGGCUACUAUGAAAGCAGAGACAAGUGUGUCCCUCGCUGCACCAAAGAGUGUGUCCACGGUCGCUGUGUGGCUCCAGACCGAUGCCAGUGCGAGGGCAGUUGGCGAGGAGACGACUGUUCCAGCGCCUGUGAUGACAAACACUGGGGCCUGGGCUGCAGUCAACAGUGCAAAUGUGAAAAUGGAGCCCUGUGCGACCCCGUAAAGGGCUCCUGUCAGUGUCCUCCUGGUUACAUCGGACGCUACUGCGAAGAAUCAUGUCCAGCAGGAACCUUCGGAAAGGGCUGUCUGCAGAGGUGCAAGUGUGGGACGGGAGGAUCCUGUGAUAAAGCAACAGGAGAAUGCAUAUGCAGAGAUGGAUUCACUGGGACUUUCUGUGAGAAGGCGUGCCCUAGGAGUCGAUGCCCAGCCCGAUGCCCCUGCCAGAACGGAGGCAUCUGUAAGGGGAAGGGGAUCUGUGACUGCCCCCCUGGAUGGACGGGCGCAGUCUGCACCGAGCGCUGUCCUGAGGGAAGAUAUGGAUCGAACUGUGCAGAGGAGUGUGUCUGCUACAACAGAGGCCAGUGCAACCCUGAAACUGGGCAAUGCAAGUGUGCUAAAGGUUUCACUGGAAACAGGUGUAAUGAGGAGUGCAGUGUGGGCACCUAUGGUCAGGACUGUAAAGGUGUGUGUGACUGUGCGAAUGGCGCUCGCUGCUACAACAUUGACGGAGGCUGCCUUUGUGAACCGGGCUUCAGCGGUCCACACUGCAGAGACAGGAUGUGUCCACAUGGGAAGUAUGGCAUGCACUGUGAACGCUCAUGCCUCUGUCAGGACAAACACACACUGAGCUGUCACCCAAUGAAAGGCGAGUGCACAUGUCAGCCAGGAUGGGCAGGUCUGUACUGUAAUGAGACCUGUGCUCAUGGCUUCUACGGUCAGGGCUGUCUGGAGCCGUGUCUGUGUGUGAACGGAGGGGUGUGUGACAGCGCUACAGGCCAGUGUCAGUGUGCCCCCGGAUAUAAGGGGAUACACUGUGAGGAUCAGUGUAAAAGUGGCACCUACGGUAAAAACUGUACUCUGGAGUGCUCCUGUGAGAACUCUGUCGACUGUUCACCCAUUGAUGGGACCUGCUUUUGCAAAGAGGGCUGGCGAGGACAGACCUGUUCCACCCCCUGCUCUGAGGGAACCUGGGGCCCAGGAUGCAACGCCACCUGCCACUGCUCCAACGGCGCAAAAUGUAACCCAGUGGAUGGAUCCUGCACCUGCACCGCCGGCUGGCAGGGGCCGCACUGCAAUCAGCCAUGUCCAAUGGGUGCGUUUGGGCCAGGCUGCCUGAAGAGGUGUGAUUGUGUUCAUGCUGACGGAUGCCAAGCGACCACCGGGGAGUGCCACUGCUUGCCAGGCUGGUCGGGUCACCGUUGCAGUGAGCCAUGUUCAGAGGGUCUCUGGGGGCGUCACUGUAACCAGACCUGUUUCAAACAUUGCCCUAACAGCGACACAUGUGUGCGGGAAACCGGUGCUUGUGUGUGUCGUCCAGGAUACUGGGGAACCAGCUGUCAGAACAAAUGCAGAGUUGGUAUGUAUGGAGAGCAGUGCAGAAUGUCCUGCCCGUCCUGUGGUGCGUCGUACCGCUGCCAUCACAUUACCGGGGAGUGUGACUGCCUUCCUGGAUACAUCGGCCACAACUGCGAUCAAGUUUGUCCAGAUGGAUACUAUGGCAAACACUGUUCUGAAGUGUGUGUUAACUGUGCCAACAACUCCACAUGUGACCAUCGCGACGGUCACUGUGAAUGUUUGCCGGGCUGGACCGCUACUGACUGCUCCAUACCCUGUACUCCUGGACGUUUCGGUUCGUUCUGCACUCAGACCUGCUCCUGUCCGACCAACUUCAUCUGUGACAGAUUCACUGGGGAAUGUGUGUGUAAAAGUGGAGAUGACUGUAAACAAGAGUCUUCAGAGCAGUCGGGCAGCGUCAUGGUGCCUCUUCCCCCUGGUGAGAGGGAGUCGUGGGGGGCCAUAGGGGGCAUCGUGGUGCUUGUCAUCCUGGUGGUCCUGCUGCUGGCCCUUCUGCUGCUGUACCGCCGCAGACAGAAGGAAAAGCAGAACAACACGCCGACCGUGUCCUUCUCCACCACUCGCACCGUCAACUCAGAAUACGCUGUUCCAGAAGUUCCUCACAGUUACCACCAUUACUACUCCAACCCCAGUUACCACACCCUGAGCCAAAACCGGCCUCCGCUGCCCCACCUGCCCAACAACCACGACCGCACCAUCAAGAACACCAAUAACCAGCUGUUCUGCAGUGUCAAAAACACAGAGAGGGAGAGGAGGGGUCUGUUUGGGGUUGAGAGCAACGCCACUCUACCUGCAGACUGGAAACACCACGAGCCUCGUAAAGACUCAGGAGCUUUUGGAAUCGAUCGCAGCUACAGUUACAGCGCCAGCCUUGGAAAAUAUUACAGCAAAGAGCUGAAGGACACGGUGGCGGUGAGCAGCAGUUCUCUGAACAGUGAGAACCCCUACGCCACCAUCAAAGACCUGCCCGGCCUGCCCUACUGUCCUCCAGAGAGCAGCUACAUGGAGAUGAAGGCGGCCGUGCCCCGAGAGCGAGCAUACACCGAGAUCAGCCCCCCGCCGCCGUUCAGCACGGCCACCCUGCGCAGAGAGCGUCAGAGUUCCCUGGGCCACUCUCCACAUGAUGACCCUCAGAACCACUACGACCUCCCCGUGAACAGCCACAUCCCGGGUCACUACGACCUACCGCCAUUGCGACGCCCCCCUUCACCCUCCCCCUCGCCCCGGAGAACGCCACAGUGAGCUGCAUCACAGUGAACACACCUCUCUGACAAUCACACCCCCCUCCCAGCCCACCACCACCCACAGACCAGACCUGAGUGGGCUUUAUAACCCACUGAGGAUCCUCAGCUGAGCGUGGACGCCCUGCUCUAAACUCCACAGCGCCCCCGUGUGGGCCUGAGUGGUACUAUGCCUCACCGUGACAGACUUGGCAUCCAGACUACGGAGCCAGCAGUGAUGUGGACGAAGCUGGACUGUGACGACAGCAGUGGGGCUUUUGCUGCAUUCAAUUCCCCGUAGGAAAAUAUAAACAUCAAGACUUCCCACAUAAAGACAGCAACCUGAGAUUGUUGAACUUUUGAGUUUUCUUCUCUUCUCCCCUGCUAUUGAUCAGCUGAGCCCUGUUUGAUCAUAUCUGACAUUUCUUUCAACCAUUUUUUUAAGUUUUAUCGCAGUUUCACGGUCAAUAUAGCAUCUAGAAAUCCAACAGUUUUAAAGGCAGCUUUGAAUGUACUCCUGUAAAUGCAACAAUGCUGGAUCUGCUCAUAGAUUAAGACUUUUUCAAACACAAACAGGUGAAAAACCAAGUCACGUCCUUCAAGGUCAAGUUCAUUUCUAUAGCACAUCUACGACAACGCAAAAUGUCCGAAGUGCUACAAUACAGCACGUGUUCUGUUACCGAACUAUUCAUUUCCAUAGUUUUUAAUGACAUAUACUCAGCUGGUGUUUCUUUAUCACUGGCAUUCAAGAUAUCAUGAGUUUGGAGGAAAAUGUUAAGAUGUUUUACAAAAAUCGUAGAGUAUGUUUACAAUCACAGAACUUCCAAUGAGUGGCAUUUAGGGACACCAAUACGCAUGUGUCUCAUAUUGCUGUUUGUAAAUACAGAAGAUAUAAAUAUUGUAAGAAUCACAUUCAUGUAAAGCAGCCCUACUUUCAGAUGAACAUGUUAUAAAAAGGGCUUUUAUGUUAAUUUUUUUGUAACAAAGGUCAUGAAGAUGCCAAAAAGUUUCAGUGUUUAGAGCAAAUAUUGCACAUGUGAACAUUUUUCAACCGGGGGAUUGUAAGUCAAAUAAAAGCAACGAUAUGAAUGUUAGUAGAAUUUUAAAGGGUCAUUUCAGCCAAAUUUAAUCAGACGAUAAAUGUGUGUGUUAUGAUCACAGCGUUCAUUACAUUCAUGACACACAGGGAUGAACAUGUAUAAUCACGGAAAAAAUUAUUAGACCAUCAAAAGUCAUCAAAAACAAUGGUUAUGCAAUGAAGUACUAACUCCUGUGUGUAUCAUGUGACUAAAACAGACAGACAAGAAAACAUGGAAUGCCUAAAAGC